AUGCUCAUGACAGAGACUGCUGCGUCGGCGCAAUUUUAUCCUCAGAAGAAAAGUACCCAGUACGCGCGCAAGAGAUUGCCGCACGACCAAUCCCUCGACUACCACGCCGAAACAGACCCGAGUCACUUGACAGCCACUUCCAACAUGAAUGGCAUUGCGGGCACUGCCCCACAGGGCAACAUGCGACGUCAUUUGCGUUCUCAACAGAUUGGAGACCGGAUGGUGGGAUGGCGUUUUGACGGUGUGCGCGGUUGGUUCCCCUCCAAUUAUUGCGAGGUCAUCACAAACCCGGACGAGAUGCCGCAGGUAGAAGACGAACCAUUGGGAGAGGAAGACGAGCAUGAGUUUGAAGAGCAGUUCGACGACGAAGAGGACGAGUCGGAUCACGAUGGAACAAAUGGACUGCCUCUCGAGGGCACGCAACCUGGCGACAAGUCGAGAGCCGAUUUCUGGAUACCACAAGCAACUCCAGACGGCCGCUUGUUCUACUACAACAUGAUGACGGGUGACCGCAGUAUGGAACUUCCUCUUGAGUCCCCCGUGUCGGCCAGCGAGACCGGGCCCCGAGACCGUAUGAACGUCAGCAUACCAGAUCGAACACGACCGCCACCUGAGAUGAUGGCCCGCGGUCUGACGCAGGACGAAGACGAGGAUUCAGAAACGAACUCAGCAUCUGAGAUGGAGGGCGAGUCACUAAUGCUCGCUUCUCGAGGUUCAGGGACUCGCAAUCGUCGCUCACACAACGACAGUAGCCUGUCGCCUUCAACCUCGAUGGACUCUAUGAAUGGAGCUUCCCCCGCGGCUCGUCUGAAAGGCGAUCCCUUUACCACCCAGACUCUGGGCGUGACACCAACACCCAUGAUCGCCUCGGCCACUUCGUUUACCAGCACGUCAUACAAUGCACCACCAACAAGUACCGUGCCGCGCUCAUUCUUUGACGAUGGUUCGACUCCACCCUUGACAUGGACGCGCCUUGUCUCCAACAUGCGACGAGCCGUAGAUCGCUAUCGCGAAGCCAUAACAAACAACAGCCGCUCUGAGUAUGUCGCACGUGCCGAAGACAUCUCAGAUCAUCUUAGACUGCUUCUUGCCGCUGGAUCCGGUACUACGGACAAUCAUUCCGGUCAGCCAUCAAUCAUAUCGACGAACAAAGCCCUCUAUCCUCAUUUCCGAGACAUGAUGUCCAAGUUCUCGAAGCUCGUCAUCUCUUCUCAUAUCGCUGCUGCGGAUUGGCCAAACGCCGAAUCGGUCCAGAAAUGCCUGCAAGAAGCCGAUGGUGUCCUGCUUGGCGUCUUCAGCUACGUUGAGAUUGCUCGGCAGCAGCGUGGAGAGGAAAUUCCACGACUGUUUCCCGGGUUCGUCGUCGGCAGUUCCACGGGUGGCAGUUGGCAAAACAACGGACUGGGACCACGGGACCCCAUUACCGCGAAUUUUCUAGAGGACGAGGAGGGCGUCAUUGAGCCUACUGCGGGACUAGACGGCAAGCUGCUUGAGAGACUAGACGAGCUGAAACGCAUGCUCGUCUUCAGUAUUCGAGAGCUGGACAAGAACCUUGUCGUUACCGAAAAGAUAGUGACGCCUUUCAGACACGAGGUCAUUGGAAAUAAUGUCUGCUCAGCCGGGAGCAAAGUUUUGGAGACUUUCAAGCCUUGGAUCGCAAUGGUUGAAUCCAUCAACUUGUCAUCCUUAGGCAACAGCUUCCAAACGCCUCAGCUAGCCGACUUCAGCGUCAACAAACAGAGUCUAUACGACAACAUCUCCGAUUUGCUACUGGCUUGUCAAGCUGUAGCAGGGCCGCUCGCAGAUGAAUGGGCAGAGGUCCGAGGCGAAGCCCUGGAAAAUCGACUCGAAUAUGCCAGGCAGUGCGCCAAGGCUCUCGAGACGAACUCUUCCCACGUCGGUUUCUCUCUGCAACUUUUGUCAGAGCAGGUUUCCAUCAACCAGCAGCAGCAGCAACCUCAAGCACCAGCUCAAGCUCAAACUCAGCCUCAACAUCAACUACAGCAGCUGGAACCCGCGCCAAGAGAUGUUUUCUCACAACGUGAUCAGCUCCGCAGGGGUGAAACUAUGCCGUAUGAACGUCCACACCAACGCAGCGAAUCCAGGACAGCCCCAACGCGCCCUCCGCUGCUGACCUCACAUUCGUUUAGCGAAGGUGACCCCACAGGCGGUAGCUUCAGGGGGGAUUACUCCAAGGUCAAGAAGAUCCUGGGAGAUGACCCGAACCCUCAGAGUUCCGUACAGCAGCAACUUGAUGAUACGCCGGACUUCUUACUCCUGGACUUGGAGGCUGAUAUCUCAUGGGAUACGAAAACGCAGCCUCCGACAGUCAAAGGAGGCACGCUGCUGGCCCUCGUAGAGCAACUGACACGCCACGACAAGUUGGACUCUAACUUCAACAAUACCUUUCUCCUCACAUAUCGAUCUUUCACUUCAGCAAGAGAGCUCUUCGAGCUUCUUGUUGGUCGUUUCGGCAUUCAGCCGCCGGAAGGACUGGCACCCACUGACUUCGAGCUUUGGAGAGACAAGAAACAGAAACUCAUCCGCGUGCGUGUAGUCAACAUUCUGAGGAGCUGGUUCGACAACUUCUGGAUGGAGGAUUUCAACGAAGAGUCCAAGCAAUUAAUCCGCGAUGUCUAUGCCUUCGCUCGGGACACCGUUAAAUCCACCGAAACGCCUGGCUCAGCGCUCCUCAUGUCGAUAUUGGACCAGCGCCUAAGUGGCAAGGAAGCAGGCACUCGACGCAUCAUUCAAACGGUCAACCAGAGCACGCCUGCGCCCAUCAUGCCGAAGAACAUGAAAAAGCUCAAGUUCCUCGACAUUGAUGUUACCGAGUUUGCCCGCCAGCUCACGAUCAUCGAGUCGCGACUCUAUGGCAAAAUCAAGCCAACCGAGUGCCUGAACAAGACGUGGCAAAAGAAGGUUGCCGAUGGAGACCCUGAGCCAGCACCCAAUGUCAAGCUUCUGAUUCUUCACUCUAAUCAGAUGACGAACUGGGUUGCCGAAAUGAUUCUGGCCCAAAUGGAUGUGAAGAAACGCGUCGUCGUCAUCAAGCACUUCGUUGCGGUCGCUGAUAAAUGCCGGAGUCUCAACAACUUCUCUACCUUGACGUCCAUCAUCUCAGCCCUCGGUACUGCGCCCAUUGCCCGUCUGAAACGUACAUGGGACCAGGUUCCUCAGCGGACUCAGGGUGUACUGGAGAACAUGCGACGACUCAUGGCCAGCACCAAGAACUUUGGCGAGUAUCGCGAGUCGCUUCAUGUGGCAAAUCCGCCAUGCAUCCCCUUCUUUGGCGUCUACCUGACCGAUUUGACAUUUAUCGAGGAUGGUAUCCCAUCGAUCAUCAAGAAAACUAACCUCGUCAAUUUCGCCAAAAGGUCGAAGACAGCUGAGGUCAUUCGUGAUAUACAACAAUACCAAGCCGUAGGGUAUUCUCUGCAGCCGGUCCCCGAACUACAAGAGUAUAUCAUCUCAAAUAAGCAGGCUGCCGGCGAUGUGCAUGAGAUGUACGACAAGAGCUUGCAGGUUGAGCCUCGCGAGCGAGAAGACGAGAAGAUUGUCAGAGUUCUUGCAGAGUCGGGCUUCCUCUGAUGAGCGUUGCUUGUGAAGACCAAUCGCCUAGUUGGACAAAAAGACGAAAAAAGGCCCGGUGAAGAAACGCGGUGUCCUGUGAAGAGGACGGACAAAUGACUGCCAAUGGCGGAGCGGCCUACGACAGUGGCCGGCGAGCUGGAGGCUUGUGUCGGCCUAUUCUGCGCCGUGCUACGGAGUCUGCGUAGGACGGCUUUAUCGAAGGAAGGGUGGGUUGAAGCUAUCACUCAGCGUGCCUUUUUUUUUUAUUCACGCCGGCAAAGAGCACACUGUCGUUGUCAGAGCUCCAGCGCGACGAUAUGGCAUAUGUGUCAUACCAUGUCCUGCAAUGUCAGCUUCAUAGGAAUGUUCUAGUGCAUGACUCGAAUCUGUAGUGAGGAGCGGGGGGGUCGCAGACGGGUGGCAGAGGUGGUGGUAGCUAUCUAGACGAGGAACAGACGAACAGCCGUCAGUCCUUUCUGGAUAUGUUGAAACGCAUCUCUGCUACCGAAGAACUGCGUGAGGAGACAGGUAGAUGUGGGAUCUGCUUCUGCAGGCAGGUUUCUGGGGGUGCGAACAUAGGACGAACUCAUGUUAUGAAGGUUUAUGAGCAUGGCCCAUGAUAGCAGCUGUGAAGUGCCAUAGCAAAUGGCGCCAGAUUUCCUUGGCUUAGAUCUUCGGAAUGCUAUGUACAGAGACCAAAGGAGUCGCUUUGACUACAUUGUUGUGCUUGUGUUACGGGACAGUUUGGGUGGUUUCUUUCAGUCCUUGCGGUAAAAUUAUCAUUGAAAAUAUUUGAGUA
Verticillium dahliae VdLs.17 is the source of this 4372-nucleotide messenger RNA. RefSeq names its product cell division control protein. The record is from RefSeq and is a predicted model, not a curated record. The transcript is spliced from 6 exons. Gene Ontology annotation, cellular component: plasma membrane. Gene Ontology annotation, biological process: positive regulation of GTPase activity; Ras protein signal transduction. The coding region runs from base 1 to 3591 and encodes 1196 amino acids. Lineage: Eukaryota; Fungi; Ascomycota; Sordariomycetes; Glomerellales; Plectosphaerellaceae. Gene Ontology annotation, molecular function: guanyl-nucleotide exchange factor activity.